AUGGUAACCAACAAGGAAUCUGCCGAAACUGCCUUGUCGGGCUCACAACAGGAGAAGGAUUCCUUGAAGGUCGAAGACGAAGCUUUAGAGGCCUUUACCAAAGACCGCAAACUUCUGAACGUUCCGUCCCGAUCCUCUUCGCACAAGAUACAGUCAUCGCCAACAUCUACCGGGCUGAGCGGUGCUACGGCAAGCGAUUCGAGAAACAGCAUAGGGGGCAGAUCGAAGGAAUCGAGCGGUAGCAUUUUGAGGCGGGGGCGGAAUGGGAGUGCAACAAGUAGCAGCAAAAUGUCGAUAACACCACAAGGAGCAUCGGCCCUCCCGGGCGUGACCACGGAGAUCACGUCAUCUAAACCUGCAAGCUCUCGCCAGCUUAAGAAGAAGAAGGGCUGUCUCUCGUUUCUCUGCUGUGGGGUUCAGGGUCACGCCAAUGGGCCAGAUGCAAACGAUGCAGCGGUCCUAGCAAACAAGGUCACAAAGGUGCCAUCAAGACGUACGACAACAGCCAGCAGGCCCGAACAGGUUACACCGGCGCCGUCAAACAACAACCCGAACAACUCCCAAAUCGAGAAAGAUGCUCUUCGCCAGGAUGCUCAGAAGGAGACCGAUCUCGAGAAAGAACACGAGAAAGAGCGUAACAAAGCUACCACCUCAAACCCCGGCUUAAACUCUCCCACGGGAGAUGAUAUGCCUCAAGGGGCAAACAGCGAUGGAAAUCAAACAGAUGUGAUUGCACGUGAUGCACCGUCGGCCGAACUGUUAAAGAGGUCGGAGUCAAUCAGCGCUGGCCAGUCGGUAGUGCCAAUUCCAGCUGUGGAGGUCCAAGGUCCAUCCAGGUCUGAGUCCAAAGGCUCACGUACUCCAGAACCUGCCCAAGAACAAACAGAUGAAGAAGGCGACAUUAAGAUGAGCGACCCUGAGCCGAUACCAGCGGAUAGAGAGGAAAUACCUAUCCCAGAUAUCAAAACAGACGAGACAGCCACCAAGAUAGCCCUGCCCCUUCCACCGCCAGCUCCGCAACCUCAAACCGUGCCAACCGACAACCCGUCUGGUGCCGAGUCGAUAGAGGAGAAAUCGCAAUGGCUACUUCCACCGAUCACUCCAAGAUUUCAGGGAAAGAAGUGUCUGGUGUUGGAUCUCGACGAGACCUUGGUCCACAGUAGCUUUAAGAUCCUACAUCAAGCGGACUUUACCAUUCCCGUCGAGAUCGAGGGCCAGUAUCAUAAUGUAUAUGUGAUCAAGCGGCCUGGUGUUGAUCAAUUUAUGAAGCGAGUUGGCGAGCUAUACGAGGUGGUAGUCUUCACAGCUUCUGUUUCCAAGUACGGUGAUCCUCUACUUGACCAAUUAGAUAUCCACAAAGUUGUUCACCAUCGCCUCUUCCGAGAAAGUUGUUACAAUCACCAAGGGAACUAUGUGAAGGAUCUAUCUCAGGUCGGCCGAGAUCUCCGGGAGACUAUCAUCAUCGACAACUCCCCCACCUCGUACAUCUUCCACCCCCAGCACGCUGUCCCAAUCAGCAGCUGGUUCUCCGAUGCCCACGACAACGAGCUCCUCGAUCUGAUUCCCGUCCUCGAAGAUCUAGCAGGGUCGCAGGUACGGGAUGUCAGCCUUGUCCUCGAUGUCGCCCUUUGA
Drepanopeziza brunnea f. sp. 'multigermtubi' MB_m1 is the source of this 1632-nucleotide messenger RNA. RefSeq lists its product as uncharacterized. Gene Ontology annotation, molecular function: phosphoprotein phosphatase activity. Gene Ontology annotation, cellular component: plasma membrane. The record is from RefSeq and is a predicted model, not a curated record. NCBI's taxonomy places the organism in Eukaryota, Fungi, Ascomycota, Leotiomycetes, Helotiales, Drepanopezizaceae.